GCGUGUCAGCGCGCGCGUGCGAGGGCGAGAGAAAUAUAGAAACGCCACUCCAGUCACUCUCAGUUGGAAUAAUAAGGCGGCCUUGUUUACCAAAGACAGGGGCUGGCCAUAGUCUGACCUGUAAGCCCAAACUUUUCUUUACUUCCAUUUCCUCCUGCUCAUCAGACUUCCAGGAGUCUAGCGCGCUCCGAAGCGCCGAGCGACCAAGGUCAACUGCGGUGGCCGCCCGGGGAGCUGAGCUGUCAGAGAGGCGCCGAGCCGCCGCGGACCCCGGCAGCUCGCCGAGCAAGUACCGGGAGCUGGAGCGAGAGAGAGUGGACGGGCUGAAGGGACGGAAGCUGGCGGAGGACUGAGAAGAACCGAGCGGCAAGAUGUCUGUGAACCCGGGGACGUACGCCAACAAGAAGAGGAAGAAGCCCGUCCUGAAGCAGAAGAAGAUGGCUGACAGCAAUGAAGUUGUUAAAUCAAACCCUUCAAAGCGCCACCGGGAUCGGCUAAACGGGGAGCUGGACAGGCUGAUGGAGCUCCUGCCCUUCCCUGAUGAGAUUCGCUCCCGUCUGGACAAACUCUCGGUUCUGCGCCUCAGCGUGGGAUACCUGAGGGUCAAGAGCUACUUUAAAGCUUCCAUGAAGAACAGUAAUGGUAGUCGGGUGGCUCCUGGAGUCAACGGGCAGAAUAUGGACUCAUUCAGCUUCUCUGAAGGAGAGCUGCUGCUCCAGGCGCUGAACGGCUUUGUGCUGGUGGUCACGUCUGAAGGAAUGGUCUUCUACGCCUCUCCUACGAUCAAAGAUUACCUGGGCUUCCAUCAGUCAGACGUGGUCCAUCAGAGCGUGUUUGAGCUCAUCCACACUGAUGACCGAGCGAUGUUCAGAGAGCAGCUCCAUUUUGCUUUAAACCCUCCUCCAGUCGCCUCAGAUGCAGAAUUCUCUCAGGGCUGUGCUAAAGCAGUGAUGUACAACCCUGAGCAGCUCCCACCGGACAGCUCAUCCUUCCUGGAGAGAAGCUUUGUGUGUCGCUUCCGAUGUCUCCUGGACAACUCCUCCGGCUUCCUGGCACUGAAGUUCCACGGGCGACUAAAGUACCUCCAAGGCCAGAACCUUUGCAAGGACAGUGAGACAUGUAAAAAGGUUCAGCUGGCUCUGUUUGCCAUCGCCAUGCCUGUCCAGCCUCCAUCCAUCGUGGAGAUCAGAGCCAAAAUGCUUCUCUUCCAAACCAGGCACAAGCUGGACUUCACACCAACAGGCGUUGAUACCAGGGGGAAAGCCAUUCUGGGUUACACCGAGAUUGAACUGUGUAUGAAAGGCUCGGGCUACCAGUUCAUCCAUGCUGCCGACAUGAUGUACUGCGCUGACAACCACAUCCGCAUGAUCAAAACCGGAGAGAGCGGCCUGACUGUGUUCAGACUCCUCAGCAAAUCCAACGGCUGGGUGUGGGUCAAGUCCAACGCCAAGCUCAUCUACAAAGAAGAGAGACCCGAGUUCAUCAUUGCAUUCCAGAAAGCCUUGACCAAUGCGGAGGGAGAGGAGUACCUGCGGCAGCGACGACUCCAGCUGCCCUUCAGCUGUGCCACGGGAGAGGCCAUCCUCUACAACACAGGCCCCACCAUGGACAUCUCACAGCUUAAGUUUAACAAAAUGUUCGAAAGCGAGGACACCAAGAAGGACAUGCUCCCCACCUCUUUGCUGGACUGUUUCCUGAGACAUGAUGAAACCAUCUACACCCAGACGGUGGAUACCCCCCUACCUGUGGACCGCGUGUUCAUGGACAGCCACGCCCUGGUCAGCGUUGGCAGCAACGAGUGGCAAGAGAGCAACUCAGCAGCUGGCCCCAUGCUGGUGAAGGAGGAGACCAAACAGUCAGUGGUAGCUGUGAUCGACAGCCUGGAGAAGCUGACGCAGGGCGGGGAGUUUGAGGAUGUUUUGGGGAACCUGGACAUCGACGAUGCUGAGCUGAUGGAGUGGGAGAGCUGCUUUAAGAGAUUACACCAGGAAGAGGAUCCGCAGAGGAGCGCCGGGUCCGAUCUGGACAACUUCAUCACCGAUGAGAUAGUGGACUUUAUUGACUCCGUGUUCAAGGAGAGGGGGGAGGGCUGUCUGAACAGCCUCACCUCCGGCUGCCUGAAAGAACUCAACAUGUCUUCAUCUGAGCUGUGUGAGCCGCAACUGUUUCAGACUCAGAGCCCCGAUUGUUCCUACUCCCCGGCGAACGGCUGCUACGCCCGCGCCGGAGAAACACUCAACAGAGAGUCUGCUCCCAUAGCCAGCCGGAACCAGAAAGUCUCCCACCAGGGCUCUCCCAUUGACAGCAGUAUGCCACCUCUUCAGCAGCUGCAGCUGCAGGACAUUUUCAGCCCUGCUAUUGAGCUGCCACAGCUCUCUGUACCCAACAUCUCAGUCAACGCUUCCUUCCCUGCUAAUCUGUCCUGCCAUCAGGUGUCCAUCGGGCCAGCAAGCUCCUCUCAGAGUGGUUAUGGUCAGGCUCAGCAGCUUGUGCAGCCUGGAAGCCAUCUGGGUGCGCCUGGACUAACAGGAGCUGGGCGCACGCUGCAAAGUUCUGCUCCUCAUAUGAGCAGCACAGCGCCUGGCGUAAAAAACCUUCUGCCACCCAAGAGUUCCCAUAGUUCAGUCCCCUCCACCGUUACUGCCGGCUACCACCCAGAGUUCCUGCAGAAGGGUGUGAUGUUUGAAAACUACAGCGCUCCUCUUCAGCAGAGGCUGCCACAUGCUGGCAUGGUGCAGAACGGACACGACCCAAUGGGCACAGCCCAGAGCCAACAUGUGGGGAACCAAACGUUCCCACACGCGAGCUUCUGUCCAAGCAGUGUCAGCAGACAGAAGCAGAUGGAGCUGGGGGGGCCGGCAGGCAGCCAGGCAGCCCCUAGCAGUAGCUGCAUGUUCGAACAACACUUCCCCUCCCUCCCAGCAGGGGGAAACAUUCUGUCUCAGUGUGGGGCCCCAGACUUCAACGGGGCUAACGUUUCUCUGGGUCCCAGUCCUCACCAAGCGUCCUGCUACAGCCAGUGGAGCAGCAGUGAGCUUCCAAUGGGCACAUCAGCCAUCAACCAGGAGAUCGCCACCAUCAGGCCACUGACUGCGGCCCCAAGCAUGGCCCCCGCAGAAGACUCCUGCGCCAUGCACCACUACCUGGACAACAACCUACAGACACAGCAGAGCAGCAGAGUCUCCAGUCAGGGCCGGGGGCUUUUCAUCAGUCCUGCCCUCAUGAAGUAGAGCCAAGCCUCGUCCUUCAACCGCAGGAGGACCCAACCUCAGCAUAGUUUGCCUGUAUCAGCGCUUCUCCACACUGCUUAUCUUCCACUAUUAUGUCUUUUCUAUUUCUUUGUACAAUUAUGCAUACGCUGUUCUUUCUGCUUGUCAGCUAUUGCUUUAGUGACCAUGUACAGCAGUAACAAUGAAGUAUGAAUUAACAAGUGCGUUUACCGGCAUGCAGAUGGAGUCAACCAAAACUGUUUCACAAGGGAAAGCUGAGCUCCUCCCAGCUCAUCUGCACGGCAUGUUUCUAAAGCAAUCACUAAAGUUCUUCUUAAAGAGUUUGUCAUCUGUUUUAAAAAAUACUGAGCUGUGCCUUCAAGCAAAAGACACCAGAUGAAACCUGUACAUUUGAAAUGAAACCUUCAAACUGGUUGAUGUAAUUAUAUAUUUAUUUUUGUUUUUUUAAAGUGCCUUUUCUAGGUUGAUUUGUUACAUGAGAAUGUCUGCUUUAGCUCUUGAAACCCCACACGCGUACAAUGCACCAGCGUACGUUCAUUUGUAUGUGUGCAGUAUAUAGAAAUGCACUCCUGGGGAAAAUGUUUCUACACACAUCUGUCUGCGCCUUCCUUUAAGUGCCUUCUGCGGUCUCUUUGGGUAGAUCGGAGGCUCGGUCACAUGCUCCUCUGCAACAAGCUAAUAACCAAAGCUCCAGUCCAAACGCACACUCCCAAACACUGUCCCCUUCCACGCCCGUGUCCCUUCACACCAUGACAGCAGUAUGUGGGAAACCUGAAACCACUCAGAAAACAGACAGCGGACACUCAGCCUGCAGGUUCCACCAUCAGCUGCUUUAAAUGCACGUUUUCCUUUCAUGCACACAAUUAUGGGUUAAGGCAUAUUAGAUGGCAGUAGAUAGUAAAGGCAUAGUAGAUGCUUUAGCUGAAGGAAAUGAUUGAACAGCAUAUAACGAGCUGGCUGUUCUUGCCUUAUAUUUACAGAACAAGUCACCGCCACUGUCUGCUGUCACCUGAACUGAUCUUUUUUGGAUGGUUCUUAAAUUGUAAUACCAAACUCAACCACUGGGUGCCGCAUUCUGAAUAGUUUUGGCACCCACUGUUCCCCAGUCAAUCUACAGUCAAAUAUAUGUGGAUGAAUGCAUCAGUGCGGUGCUGAACAUCCUUGUGGAAGUAAUCACAGGGUUCAAGAAUUCGGAAACUGUUGAAAACCCAGUAGGAGGCAGAAAAAUAUCUUUCUUCCUUUUUUUGCAAUUUAAUGGAAGCAAGGUGCUCAGCUCCUGUGGCUGUAACACAAGCCCAGAUCAUCAGCCCUCCACCUCUGUGCUUGUGAGUUGGAAUGAGAUGUUUGUACUUUGCAAACCUAGAUUUGCAUUAGGUUUAGAGAACAGAGGCUUUCUUCUUCACUCCUUCUAUUCAAGCCAUGCUUGCUCAAUCUCCUUCUGAAGUUCUCUGCAGAGGUUCUUCAUGCUAACUGAAGCUGGUAGAGCCUGAAAGGCAACUCUUUGCCCGGUCCCAGCAUUACGGAGUUUGAAACUUUGACUUUGCUGCAAGAUUCACUACCGGAGCGAAAGGCAAGAUCUUAAAGGUUUUCUAGAAAAACCUGUCGGAGUGCAGAAGGAUAAAUGGAAAAGCAAAGCUCUCCAUGCCAUUGCUGGAAACUGAGACAAAGAGCUGCUUUUAAACCCUACCUUUGUAUCUGUGGACUCUGUUCACAGUAGAGUUGUGCUGUGGCCCAGAAUGAACACGUGGGAGUCCAUUUACAACACUUGCACUUAUGAAAGGUCCUGACAGCCUUAGAAAUGCAGUCAAUGUUCUCAGCAGACAUCAGAAGAACUGUUACAGCGCAGUUUUAAAAGAACAGCAACAAGAUCCUUUGUUCAUGGGAAUGCUAGCCUCAUCAAUGCUACGUCUGCUGCAAAGCGCCAUCCGUUUGUUGACAGUAGCUUAAGAGGCUGACUGAUGAAUGUGAGACUGGCUCAGACUUGUGAUUCAGACACAGAUCCAACACAUUCACAGCAAAGACGCACCCAGACCUGUGGCCUGUGCCUCCAGAUAACUUCCAGCAUUCUGCAGAGAUGCCAUGCUGGCUGUGCCUACAAGCACAAACUCUUGUUCGGUCCAGCAGGACAGAAAAAUAAAGUGUUGUUGUGGCCCACGUAAAGAAAGUGAGAAUGUGACAACAGUGCUUUCAGAUCUGUUUCUUUGCUUCCUCUUUAGCUUUUAAAAAAAAUUCUUCACACUACAGAGAAACGUGGGGGGUUUCAAUAAACUGAGCAAGACCUGCAUUAACAUGGCAGCUUCAUGGAUUCCUGCUGUGCUGCAGGAAACCACUCAGUAUUUAAACUUGUGUCUCAACCAUGUAUAUCAAGUUGUUUAUUCUAAUGCAAGCAAUUGAAAUUAGAAUUUGUGUUCAGUGAUAACCUAAAAAUCCAACAGAGGCUUUCUUUCUUGUUGGAGAUGUGUCUGCUCCGCCUGCAGGGGGAGCCCAGCUGUGGGACUCUGGUCCAGAUGUGGAAAGACUGUAGCCACUAUGAAAAACUAGGAGCCAAAUGUUUGAUUCAGAGCCAUGUUGAUGAGCAGACAUGGGCUUUGACAGCUGCCAUAUUUCUGCUCUUGUAUUAGAAAAGGAAAGAGAAAUGUCAUUUACUUUUAUCUAACCAAGUACUUAAACUAUAUCUUUAUAAUAAUAUAACAUGACUUUGUAUACUGUUAUAUGCUUUUUCAUAAACAUGUGCAAUCAAUCA
Messenger RNA from Fundulus heteroclitus (mummichog), 5973 nucleotides. RefSeq names its product aryl hydrocarbon receptor-like. Gene Ontology annotation, cellular component: aryl hydrocarbon receptor complex; nucleus. The record is from RefSeq and is a predicted model, not a curated record. NCBI's taxonomy places the organism in Eukaryota, Metazoa, Chordata, Actinopteri, Cyprinodontiformes, Fundulidae. Gene Ontology annotation, biological process: regulation of transcription by RNA polymerase II. The coding region runs from base 372 to 3230 and encodes 952 amino acids. Gene Ontology annotation, molecular function: protein dimerization activity; transcription cis-regulatory region binding; nuclear receptor activity. The transcript is spliced from 11 exons.